AUGCCUCGAAGUCGCAGAUACCGUUCCUUUGUCAUUUUCAGCGUCAUUUUUGGUCUCGCUCUCCUACAUUUUGUACGAUCGCGAGAAUGGUCGAGUGAAUGGGCGCAGCCAGCCGCCAAUCCAAAAGUGGCUCCUGCGACUAUCCCUCACGAUUCUUCUCCUCACGAGCCUAUUCUUCCCCAUGACCAUGAUGCCGCAGCCGAGAUUAAGUUUGAUUCGACACCUCGCAUUGAAGUCCCUCCAGCCCCGAAAGAGCAGCCUUUGGAUACUAAAAAGCCAUCGACACAGGAGACUGCAAAACAAUCACCCAACAGCGAGAAAUCAAAACCAAACACAAUCAAACCUCCAACUCGUCCCGCCUCUGAUGAUACCAAUUCAAUUGAUACGCCGUCUGUAGCGGACUCCAGUCGCCAAUCCUCUGGCGACAAGUCUUAUGACGAGACUACAAGGAAACCGGAUUCUCCUGCCAAGGUUCAACCAGAUGUAUUCGCCCAAACAAAACCCACUAAACACUGGGAGAAGCUACCCGAGCACUUCCCCAUCCUUGAAUCCGAUCUCAUUCCACUGCCCACUGGCGAGCCUAAAAAAUUACCCAAGCUUCAGUCCGUGACCAAGACCGAGACUACUGCGCAAUCGAUUCUACGCGAACAGCGACUUGCGGCCAUCAAAGAAGAAUUCGAGCACGCAUGGAGCGGAUACACGAAAUACGCACUGGGUCAUGAUGAAGUCCGACCUGUGAGUGGUAGCUUCAGAGACCCAUUUGCAGGCUGGGGCGCAACCCUCGUCGACGCGUUAGACACUUUAUGGAUAAUGGGAAUGAAGGAUGAAUUUUCCGAUGCAAUUGAAGAAGUCAGCAAAAUCGAUUUCACGACCUCUUUUCGAUCUGAUAUUCCCCUUUUCGAAACCGUGAUCCGUUAUCUGGGAGGCUUGAUUGGCGCAUACGACGUAUCCGGUCAGAAACAUACAGUCUUAUUAGACAAGGCAGUAGAACUGGCCGAAAUUCUGAUGGGUGCCUUUGACACGCCGAACAGAAUGCCAGUCACAUAUUACCAAUGGGAUCCUGAACAUGUAGCUCAGCCUCAUCGCGCCAGUACUAGGGUCGUCCUGGCUGAAUUAGGUUCUCUAUCUGUGGAAUUCACGCGCCUGGCUCAGCUGACUCAGGAACAUAAAUACUAUGAUGUGAUUGCGCGUAUCACCGAUGAACUCGAGACUAUGCAAAAUAACACGAGGCUCCCCGGUAUGUGGCCGCUACAGGUUGAUGCGUCUGGUUGCAAAAAGGCUGCCCCAAGGGUUCCAAGUCUCACGACUCUCGGUCAGAAGUCGGGGGUCAAAGUCAACGAAGAUAGAGGCUUAGGAACACCAACACCCUCGCCUACACCAAAGUCAAUCCAUAAGGAUACCGCUAUCCCGAAGGAUUUGGAGAAACGUGAAGGCGGGCUGGAGCUUGAUGCUGAACCUGCAGACUAUGAAUCAGAGACGAAAACAACAACGACCGCGAACUUAGCCACUUUCCCCAAAGAGGAGUGUGAGAAACAAGGUCUGGCAUCGUCUAAUGCUAAAUUCGACAGAUUUGGCUUGGGAGGACAGUCUGAUUCGACAUAUGAAUACCUUCCCAAAGAGUAUAUGCUUCUUGGGGGUCUCAGCGAGCAAUAUCGCAGCAUGUAUGAGAUCUCGAUGGAACCAGUGCGAGAGACACUACUAUUUCGGCCUAUGCUACCAGAACAGAGAGAUAUACGCUUCGUGGCCACCGUGCAAGUCAGUGAUCCUGGUCCCAAAGAUGAUGCCGAUGGAUUCCACAUUCAGUAUACUUACGAGGGUACACAUCUCACGUGCUUCGCGGGAGGUAUGUUUGCCGUGGGAGCAAAAUUAUUUGGAAUUGAUGAGGACAUGGAUAUUGCAGCAAAAUUGACCGAUGGGUGUGUAUGGGCAUACGAAUCCACAAACACCGGCAUUAUGCCGGAAGGCUUUGAACUUCUUGCCUGCGAUGACCCUCUUGCAUGUCCUUGGAACGAGACGAGGUAUCUGGAUGUAAUGGAUCCCAAUGAGAAGUCUCGCAUUCAACAAGCGGAGGCCUGGUAUGAGCGCGAGCUGCUAAACGCAAAGCAAGCUCAAGAAGUAUCUCUUGAAAAGAGACCCAAGAUCGUUUCCCCAGUGCGUGUUCUUGAGUCUGAAGGGAGCGGAGCCUCUAGCGAGAAAACAUAUGCUGGUAUUGCCAAACGGGAGGCUAGCAACUCUGGCGUUGAUGACUACGACGAACAUGCACAUCUUUCUACCUCUAAACCGAGUGUUGAAAAAACGAGUGUCGGAACCCAAGAUACUCCAAAAUCGCGCCUCGAUUCUAAAGUCAGCCCCGAUACUAAAUACCAGGCUGAUGGACUUCCUAUCAAACCUACAGUCCUAUCUCACAAGGACUACGUUGCUAACCGCCUUGAACAAGAUCAUAUUCCUCUAGGAUAUACGAAGAUUCAAUCCCGGAAAUACAUUCUUCGACCGGAAGCCAUCGAGUCUGUCUUUAUCAUGUACAGACUUACAGGAGAUGAUACUUGGAGAGAAAAGGGAUGGAAGAUGUUCCAGUCCAUUGCACGAUACUGCAGCACGGAGAUUGCAGACUCUGCCAUUUCCGACGUCACAAGCACAGCGCCUGAACUCCUUGAUGAGAUGGAGUCUUUUUGGUUAGCAGAGACACUGAAAUACUUCUAUCUCUUGUUUAGCGACCCUAGCGUUGUUAGUCUUGAUGAUUAUGUGCUGGCGGGCGGUGAAAGCCGCAUUCCUCGCAGUACUUCCCGGGUGCAAGUCACUCGUCUCCCCCUCACCCUUCUGACCUCAAUCGUGUCCUGCUCUUUCCAGAUUACUCCCAAUCAUAGCCCGACAGGCACGCGACGGGAUGAGUGUGCAAUCAAGUGGGAAGCACUUGUGUUCAUGCAGGAAAUGGAGCUGGAAGACGUUUCCUACAGCUUGGAGAAUGAACAGCAAUUCUGGGUUGAAUUAGAGAAAAUAUUGUCAGAGCAAUGCGAUACACAUGCUCUUAUUGACAAUGUCCUUCGUGCCUAUCUUGGGUUCACUGCCCAGUUCAAAGGCGAAUACCUCGUCAAUGAAUAUGAUAUUUCUCGUUGCUCGUACAAACUCUUCUCGUCGAAUCUCUUUGCGCAGCACGCGGAUUACAUUCGAAGACAGAUAAUAUACAGUCUACUACAAGAGGAUGAUCCGAAUAUACUACACUUUAUCGUCUCGUUCCUCCUCUUUGACGGGCGAGAGAAUGACAGCACCUUUCAGCUCAUGAACGAAGAAGGGGCUUUUCCGAGGCUAUUGGAACUUGUCCACUUCGUCGGCAAUCAAGAUAAUGAUGCCGCUGGUCUUCAUCGUCUAUUGAUGGACCUUCUCUAUGAGAUGUCUAGGAUACAGCGCAUUAAGAUAGAGGACUUAGUGCUCGUUGAAGAUGACUUUGUUAGAUAUCUUUUCCAGAUUAUUGAAGGUUUAUCUGACGACGCUCAUGACCCCUAUCACUAUCCCGUCAUUAGGGUUUUGCUGGUGUUGAACGAACAAUUCAUGGUGUUGGCGCACGAUCCAGCGACGGGGACGCCGUCUAAUCCGCUCACGAACAAAGUGAUGAAAAUACUCUCCGUGCAUGGAAAUGACUAUAAAACCUUUGGCGAAAACAUAAUCCUACUACUCAAUCGAGAAGGCGAGACGUCUUUGCAGCUACUUACACUUAAAUUACUUUACCUCAUUUUCACGACUCCAUCUACCUAUGAAUACUUUUACACAAAUGACUUGAGAGUCCUUGUCGACAUACUCAUUCGAAAUCUGUUGGAUCUACCGGCAGAAGCUGUCGCUUUGCGACACACAUACCUACGAGUUCUAUACCCCCUUUUAGCACAUACGCAGCUGAAGUAUCCUCCUCAUUACAAACGCGACGAAAUAAGGAGAACUCUCAGCAUCUUGGUCCACAGUAGAAUUGAAGGCAAUGAGGAUGAUUACGAAAAGAUCAUGCAUUUCGGUGAAGCUGACGAGACAACGAAAAGGCUUGUCUCGCGGUGUAGCCAGGUAGGGUGGUUACUUGACACGGAGCCGGAACUACGCAACACCCCAGACUUACCCGAAGAGGAUGGGCCAAGUGAUCAUACGGGCGUUCCUAUACCAGCUGUACUUCACGAGAAAGCUGCAGACUUAGCUGGGUCACCAGUCUCACAAAGCUCAGAUGCAACAUCGCCAACCAAGCUCGAACCAGCGUCCCCCAAUACUUCCUUUUCUAUUGACAAAAAGCAAAUAGAGAAACUUGGUAUGCACCACGAGCCGGCUGCUGCCUCUACUCUCAGCGUGGGAGAAGUGGCGGUCCAGACGGAAAAACCAGGCGUUAUAACUCCAAGCAUCAAAAAUACGAGAUCACCUGGAUUGACUUCCGAAACAAGUCCAACCGUUAAAGUGAAAUUGGUACCCCAGCCUCCUAAAGCGAGACGCUCAAGGGCCCAUCGUAAUACAGAGGCACACCAUGACAGUCGUGGAAGAUCUGGCUUGGACAUUCAUCACGAAUCACCACAAGAGGGUCUACCUGUUCCGCAUUUAUCUUCUACAUCAAGAUCUACGUCGAGGUCAGCACCGGCGUUGCCUCCACCUCGACGGUCUUUUCACCAUACGUCCCCAAACGCAACCAUCUCUGAUCAUCACGCUCACCCUCCCCUGCCUAUCAAAUCGAACAUCAAACCCCAGCCUCCAAAGGCCCGCCGGUCACAAAGACAGCAUGUUGCAAGGCUACAUAACGAACUGUCUGGGGCUGACGACGAGCGGUCUGCAUCUCCUGCCUCUGUCGCGAGCUCUGUGCCUCCGAAGGACUUGGAUGAAUCCCAUCACUCAUACGACUCUUCCGCAUCUAUUGAGCAGGCAAUGGACAGAACGAAUCUGCAGGUUUAG
Talaromyces amestolkiae is the source of this 4908-nucleotide messenger RNA. RefSeq lists its product as uncharacterized. Gene Ontology annotation, molecular function: calcium ion binding; mannosyl-oligosaccharide 1,2-alpha-mannosidase activity. Gene Ontology annotation, cellular component: Golgi membrane; endoplasmic reticulum. The transcript is spliced from 9 exons. The record is from RefSeq and is a predicted model, not a curated record. Gene Ontology annotation, biological process: N-glycan processing; carbohydrate metabolic process. NCBI's taxonomy places the organism in Eukaryota, Fungi, Ascomycota, Eurotiomycetes, Eurotiales, Trichocomaceae. Bases 1 to 4908 code for a protein of 1635 amino acids.